GAAACUUCUGUGACAGAAAUUGAGGUGCUUGUGGCUGGGUGGUCAGAGAGAAUAUAUUGUUUGGUUGCCACAGCAGCGGUGUGACAAAUACAAAAAAAUGGCAAAGUGGCAACAUGUUGCUGCUGCGGUUAACUCCGUGAGCGCGACAGAUAGGAAGGUCUCUGAAAUAAAAAAGAAGUGGUCCGAUCUGAAGGUGGAGGCAAAAAAAAACACAACCAUCAGAACGUGUCUGCUACUGGCGGGGGGGAAACACCAGAGCUCACGCCACUAGAAACCCGAAUGGCCUCCAUACUCGGGGAAGCAAGUGUGUGGGGCAUUGUGUCGGAGAAGGAGGGAGACACAGACAUGACUGAGACCACAGAUGAACCAGUCCUCCCAGAGUCGGGAGCUGUUGGUGAUGACGAGGUUCCCGGCAAGGAGGUUCCCAGCGAGGAGGUUCCCGGCGAGGAGGUUCCCUGUGAGGAGGUUCCCGGCGAGGAGGUUCCCUGUGAGGAGGUUCCCAGUGAGGAGGUUCCCGACGAGGAGGUUCCCGGCGAGGAGGUUCCCUGUGAGGAGGUUCCUGGCGAGGAGGUUCCCGGUGAGGGGGCUGCAGCUGCAGAGCGUCCAACUGUCCCCAGCACCAGUGCAUCCUCUGCGCAUGGCACGCCUGGAAGUGGCCGCGUCCUGACCGACGCUGUCCUGCAGACAUAAAGGGACACAAUCAGCGCAAUCAGUGUAAUUGCUGACGAUCAUUGGGUCGUCCUCAGACAGGCUUUCCAGCGGAGCUUCCAGCUAUCUCGGUCCUCCAUACAUCUGGCUAGCUUGCCAGCACUCUCCACUCCUGCAUCUCUCCUCAGUACGUCCAUGUAUGUUGGUGUGGGACGUCCCCGUGAUCGAUGCCCGUGCAUUGGCUCCCACAGCACCAGCAUGCUUGCGUGGAGUUCUUGCUGUCUUUGGCAGUGACCGGCAAGUCUCAUUCUCCUGGCUGCCACUUUCUCAGUUAGCCUUGGUAGUCCCUCAUACAGAUGCUUGUUGGUAACAUGCUCGUUCUGGUUGAUAUUUAGUACCACAUGCAGCAUUCUGGUGCAGCACCCAUCCAGAGACUUCUGUAGGGUGGGCUUCAGGGUACAGCCUUCACAGACAUAUAGGAAAACAGACUCUACAGUCGCGUAGAAGAAGCUUAGCUUGAUGUGUCGGGGGAGGUUGGAGUUCCAUAAACAGGCCAUGCCAUUCAGGGCUCUCUAUGCAAGUGCCUUCCUCACCUGAAGGUCUUGCUCUGAUGAGUUGACCUAUGAGCCUGACAGGCUGAAAGAAAUAAGAGUCGUGCUGUCUGAAAUUGCAACAUCAUUAAAAGAUGUUAAAAAGUGAACCUUACUUGUUGUCUUUCUUACAAAUGGUGCAUGACAUCCUCACAGGUCCUUACUCCCUGUUAUCAUUGUAGCGAACUUCCUACACAUCUUGCUUGAAUGACUAGAAUUUCGGUACUUACCAAUAAGCCAGCCAUCACACACAGCGCCUGCCUGUAGUCUGUUCCCUACACUGCUAUGCAUCAGGAAAUGUGUUGUGCCAGGCCAUCGUCCUACCACAUCUGCUGGGGUCACAUAUCACUUGGACAUUAAUUGAAAGCACGUUCUUCUGAUUAACGUACACAUAGUCGUUGUCAUGUGGUUCCCUUAUAGAAAUAUGAGUGAAGCCAAUUGCGCCGACUACAUUUGGGAAAUCGGACAUUGCUGCAAAUUACCUUUUAAUAUUGUCCUGUUCUCCCACAGUGUAA
Sebastes umbrosus (honeycomb rockfish) is the source of this 1753-nucleotide messenger RNA. Its product is annotated as cytochrome c1-like. The transcript has 2 exons. NCBI's taxonomy places the organism in Eukaryota, Metazoa, Chordata, Actinopteri, Perciformes, Sebastidae. Bases 280 to 690 code for a protein of 136 amino acids. The record is from RefSeq and is a predicted model, not a curated record.